AUGUUACUCUACCCAGCGUUUGAUUGAGCCGGUGUGUCAUAAAGACCGAUGCUCGUUUCGCUUUGUCUCUUUGUGUUCACAUGAGGAACCUGAUCACGGAUUCACUGACACUUGGUUCAAUGCCAGAUGUUACGUUCAGGUCAUGAGCGUUGUACGUUUGUCUAUUUGUUUUAGGCCAAACACUAACAUCUAAUAUCUGUGUGGCCUCUCCACUGAAGCACCGGGAUGUUGUGAGACGUCGCCCCUCCCCCUCCACGGACUGACACCAGAUCUAAGGCUCUCAGUGUCCUGAGUUAUUGCAGAACAAAAUGGACCCGCCGACCGGGCCGUCCCUGGGGCCUUAUGACUACGACCUGCUGGUUAUAGGAGGGGGGUCUGGAGGCCUGGCUGUGGCAAAGGAGGCUGCAGGGUUGAGGAGAAAGGUGCUGAUCCUGGACCUCGUGGCUCCCUCUCUGAGAGGCACCGAGAGGGAGCUGGGGGGUUCCAGUCUCAACAAGGACAGCAUCAGGAAGUUUCUACAACAGGCGUCUCUGCUGGGAAAAGCCAUUCAAGACUCCCAGAAAUACGGCUGGAGGUUUAAAGAGGAGGCGUCUCAUGACUGGAGCGAGCUGGCGGAGGCUGUGGUGGAGCAGGUGAAGACUCGCAGUGAGGAGAUGAAGAGGGAGCUGAAGAGCUGCGGCGUCUUCUUCCUCCGUGCUCGUGGAGAGUUAGUGGGGCCCCACACAGUGGAGGCGACAGAAGUGGGCGGGAGGACGAGGCGUCUGACAGCAGAGACCGUGGUCAUCGCGACAGGAGACAGACCUCAGUAUCUGGGCAUACCUGGGGACAGAGAGCACUGCCUGACCAGCCAGGGCCUCCUCACCCUGCCUCACCCUCCAGGUCGGACCCUGGUGGUAGGCGGGUCAGCCGAGGGUCUGGAGUGCGCCGGCUUCCUGUGUGGCCUCGGACUGCCCGUCACCGUCAUGCUGCAGCCUGACCUGCUCCCUGGGUUCGAUGGGAAAAUGGCUCAGAAGAUAGAAAACCACAUGAUCGUUAGUGGAGUGGACUUCCUCUAUCACUGCUCAGUCACAAAGGUGGAGCAGACUGAAGAUGGAGGGAAGAAUGUCAUUUCAGGUGAAUCUGGAACAACACCACAGCAGGUUACUAAAGGGAGACUUCGAGUGACCAUCAUCUCCCAGGAAGGCCAAACUAAGCAGGAAGACUUUGAUACAGUGCUGCUCACUGUUGGAAGGAAAGCUUUAACCAGAGACAUUGGCCUGGAGUGUGUUGGAGUGCAGUGCAGCCAGGACUCUGGCGGGAUCCUGGUGAACGAGAGCGAUCAGACCAGCGUGGAUCAUAUUUACGCCAUCGGAUCAGUGCAGCACGGACGCCCCUCCACCACAGGCCUCUCGAUGCAUGCUGGAACACUACUGGCCCGUCGCCUCUACGGAGAAGACGACAUCUUGUGUGAUUACACCAAUGUGCCCACUGUUGUGCUGACUCCGCUGGAAUAUGCUGCCUGUGGUCUGUGUGAGGAGAAAGCCAAUCUAACAUUUGGAGAAGACAGUGUAGAGGUGUAUCACAGCUACUACUGGCCUCUGGAGUGGGAGCUUCCUGCCAGGAAUAAAAACUCCUGCUAUGUGAAAGUCAUCUGCCACACCCCCGACCACGACCGCGUGGUCGGCGUCCAUAUCAUGGGCCCCAAUGCCGGAGAUAUCCUCCAAGGCUUCGUUGCAGCGAUGAAAUGCGGCCUCACCAAACGACAGCUGGACGCCACCGUGGGCAUUCACCCCGGCUCAGCCCAGGUGCUCAGCUCAUUGACCCAAACCCAGCGUAUGUCUGAGGCCCUGAUGAUGAGGGGGAACUGCUGAGGUUAGGCCCCCCCCCUGCUGUCAAUCACAGUUGUCUAUGGCAACGGUAGAAGACGGCGGGGAAGGCUUGCGAUCCCCUGGACGAGUGGCGGCAGCAGGAUGGCCAGCCGUCCAUCCAGUGACGUCUUCACCCGAAACCCGACGGACGGGCGGGCGAGGACCGAUGCUCUGCUGCCGACGCGCGUCUUGCUUUGUGUGUAGCUGUGCUUGUUUGCAUUUUUUAUGAAGCGCUUUCCUCCAGCAGAACUCACAGAAAUAUUCCGCACCGUUGAAGCGUUUUGAUGGCUCUCGGCUUUAAGGAAGAUAAGAUGCUCCCUGAGGUCCUGCCUCUGAAAGCCCCUGUAAGCUUUAAUAUAGCUGAGUUUUUAAAAGGCUGCAGGGGAGUGAUAAGACUCCGGGAUUUGAUGCGUUCACAUGGAGUAAAAAAAGCUCUGUGUUUUUACUGCCGUGGCACCAGCCUCGGACUUUUUUUUGCAGCCUUAAUUUCAUGUAAUCAACUGGACGGGGAUUAUGGUAUUACCCUAAAUUAAUACUGUUUAUUGGCGAGUGCACUGGCUUUAUUUGACUCACACGCUGUCUUUAUAAAGACGUUUGGCCAGAGCUCUUGAUUCAUCCUCUGGUUGGCUUUCCCUCUUUUAUAUUUUCUCUCUGAUUCGGUGCCUCAGAGUCUUAAAACAACUGUUGCAUAUUCAUGCGGAUCAUCGUUGGGGGCGGCUGUGGCAUAGUGGAGAGCAAGGUAGUUCUCCAAUCAGAGGGUCGGUGGUUCGAUACCCGGCUUCGGCAGUCGAUGUGUCCUUGGGCAAGACACUU
Messenger RNA from Anoplopoma fimbria (sablefish), 2660 nucleotides. Its product is annotated as thioredoxin reductase 1, cytoplasmic-like. The record is from RefSeq and is a predicted model, not a curated record. Gene Ontology annotation, biological process: cellular response to oxidative stress; cell redox homeostasis; glutathione metabolic process. Gene Ontology annotation, cellular component: mitochondrion; cytosol. Lineage: Eukaryota; Metazoa; Chordata; Actinopteri; Perciformes; Anoplopomatidae. The coding region runs from base 309 to 1850 and encodes 513 amino acids. The transcript is spliced from 15 exons. Gene Ontology annotation, molecular function: glutathione-disulfide reductase (NADPH) activity; flavin adenine dinucleotide binding; thioredoxin-disulfide reductase (NADPH) activity.